GCAGUUGUCUUUGGUAGUUUUUUUGCACUAACUUCAGGAACCAGCUCAUGAUCUCAGGAUGUAUGGAAAAAUAAUCUUUGUAUUACUAUUGUCAGAUGGAGCCAACCCUGAAAAUUCUGGGAGAAGAGGACAGAAGGCAGAGGGAAGAGCAAGAGCAAAAAUUCUGAAACAGGAGAAAUUGUGAGCAUAUCAGCAUUAAGUACCACUGAGGUGGCAAUGCACACUUCAACCUCUUCUUCAGUCACAAAGAGUUACAUCUCAUCACAGACAAAUGGAGAAACGGGACAACUUGUCCAUCGUUUCACUGUACCAGCUCCUGUAGUGAUAAUACUCAUUAUUUUGUGUGUGAUGGCUGGUAUUAUUGGAACGAUCCUCUUAAUUUCUUACAGUAUUCGCCGACUGAUAAAGGCAUGAGGAUGUGGCCUGCAUGCUGCCUGAUCUUGCCUAGAACCGGCUGCACCUGCUGUUCUCUUGUUUAUGCAAACUGGCUGCACCUGCUAUUCCUUUGCUUAUGCCCCUACCCCUGGCUAUCCUAAUUCCCUGUUCUCCUGCCUCACUAUUACUGUAUUCUCUACUUCUAAAUAAAAAUAAAACAAAAUACAAACCGUU
This is a messenger RNA of Homo sapiens (human), 609 nucleotides long. It is a transcript of the gene GYPB, whose product is annotated as glycophorin B (MNS blood group). Gene Ontology annotation, cellular component: plasma membrane; ankyrin-1 complex; membrane. Lineage: Eukaryota; Metazoa; Chordata; Mammalia; Primates; Hominidae. The record is from RefSeq and is marked reviewed.